Molecule: messenger RNA, 183 nt
Organism: Fonsecaea multimorphosa CBS 102226
Lineage: Eukaryota; Fungi; Ascomycota; Eurotiomycetes; Chaetothyriales; Herpotrichiellaceae
Exons: 2
Coding region: 1-183 (60 amino acids)
Source: RefSeq, a predicted model, not a curated record
AUGCAGGAGGCAAAGGAAAUGGACAGCACCGAAUCCGGGAUUAUCUCUGAGCUGGUCGCUUCGAGCAUACCCUCCGACGACGAAGAUGAAUUUGCCGACUACGAUAUAGUAAUCGCCUACGAAGACAAUGCGACACUUAGGAAACGAGAGGUGGUGACACAAUUCUUUGACAACGUCCGAUAA